CUCUCUCUCUCUCUCUCAUUAAUAUUAUAUCUUCUCCAAAACCCAAAACCCAAACCAAAAACCGACACCCAAACAAACCCCAUCAAAACAACGAACAAGAACAAACCCCCCCAAUCCAAAAACGCAACAUUUGAAAAAGAAACAAAAAUCAAAAUUGUAAAUUUAGCCAUGACAUCCCCGAGAAGCCCAGCUGAAUCGGAACUUCCGGCCACUGCAAUACUGGUCCAACCAUCUUCCCCGAGAUUUCAGGCAAGUGGGACUCCCACUGCUGGUGCCCAGCGGAAGAUUGGCAUAGCCGUUGACCUCAGCGACGAGAGCGCCUUCGCUGUCAAAUGGGCCGUCCAGAACUACCUCCGCCCCGGAGACGCUGUCGUCCUCGUCCACGUCAGCCCCACGGACGUCCUCUACGGUGCGGAUUGGGGCUCUGUCGAUGCCACGGUGGCCAACGCCGACGACGGCGAGGAGGCGAAGCGGAAGCUCGCUAACGACUUCGAUGCCUUUACGACAUCCAAAGCCAACGACGUCGCUCGGCCACUGGAGAAGGCGUUGAUCCCUUACAAGAUCCAUGUUGUGAAGGAUCACGACAUGAAGGAGCGGCUUUGCUUGGAGGUGGAGCGCCUUGGUCUCAGUGCCCUUAUCACGGGCAGUCGAGGCUUCGGCGCCUCCAAGCGUGAGACCGAAGCUAAGCUUGGUAGCGUUAGUGAUUACUGUGUUCAUCACUGUGUUUGUCCCGUUAUUGUGGUUAGGUCUGCCCAAGAAAAGGACGGGAAUGGUUCUACUGAUCUUAAGACUCGUAAAUCGGAGGACGACCAAGAGUUUCACGAUGCUUUGGACAACUAAACAGAAACAUCUGAUUUCAGAAGUGACAAUGCCAGACAGUGAUUAUUGGAUAGAAGGAUUUGAGUAGAUGCUGAAGCGCUUUAAGAUGUUUUUGAGCUCAAAUACUCAAUAUGGUUGAAUGUUGUACAAAAAGUCUGGUGGAGAUGAUGUCUGGUUCUAUUAACUUUUUACUGCCUCGCGCAUGUGUAGAGUUGGGGAUGAUGAAGUUGGCGUGAUUUCUUUUUCUUGUUGUACUUUAUAAUUUAUGUUGGAAUCUCUUUAUUCCAUUAAUAAAAAAAAUAAUAUUAAAAAGUA
This is a messenger RNA of Humulus lupulus (European hop), 1134 nucleotides long. RefSeq names its product universal stress protein PHOS34. The transcript is spliced from 3 exons. The record is from RefSeq and is a predicted model, not a curated record. Lineage: Eukaryota; Viridiplantae; Streptophyta; Magnoliopsida; Rosales; Cannabaceae. Bases 169 to 840 code for a protein of 223 amino acids.